This is a messenger RNA of Racocetra fulgida, 406 nucleotides long. The record is from the annotation of a GenBank genome assembly. Lineage: Eukaryota; Fungi; Glomeromycota; Glomeromycetes; Diversisporales; Gigasporaceae.
AUGAGCGAAAUACUUGGUAGUAUCACCGGCGCAUUAGGACGAUUGUUCAAAAAUCUCUUACCAAGCUGGGGAGACCCGACGCCACCCAAGUUACCCGAACCUUCUGAGCCACCAGUACUAGAAGAAGAGCCGGGGUCGGAAGAGGAGGGGGAAAACGACUAUAAGACCGCUUUAGCCUACCAAAAUACCGAAACAAGAUGGUAUUCAGCAAUCCGGAGAUUCCUAUUCUGGAAAAAGCAAGGUAAUAAUAUUGAGUUCUAUGAUGGAAGUACACAAUGGACUGGCUCUGAAAAUGAUUUUCGUGUUUUAUUACGAGAUUGGUUUGUAAUCAAAGCCAAUCUGAAUGAAACACUUCAGGAAGCCCAUAAAUAUUAUAAUGAAGAAGCUGAAGAAAUAUUAUGGCGAA